AUGUACACGUUUCUUCUGCGUGGUGUAUCAAGUGCUUCCACCUGCUCUCUGAGCUGUCAAUCAGCAGGCGAAGCCCCGCCCCCUCUGCCCGCAGCCAGGAAGCUUCGAAGCCAUGAAGGGGAUGCAGUGCAUCAACUUGCAGGUACUGCAGUCCUCGCCGUGGGCCUCUGGCUGCGAUUUGACUCCAGGACCAAAGGGCUGUUUGAAGGAGAGGACUCUCCUUCGGUCUUCUUCACCGGAGUGUACAUCCUGAUCGCUGCAGGGGCUCUGAUGAUGGUCGUGGGAUUCCUGGGAUGCUGUGGAGCCAUCAAGGAAUCACCGUGCAUGUUGGGUCUGUUCUUCCUCUUCCUGCUCCUCAUCUUCGCUGUGGAAGUGGCUGCAGGGAUCUGGGGACUCUCCAAUAAGGACACGGUGGUGGAAGAUGUUACAGAGUUUUAUAAGCAGACCUACGACAACUACAAGACCACGAAACAGGAAGCACUGAAGGAGACGCUCCGCCUCAUCCACUUUGGCUUGGACUGCUGUGGUCCUACAGGAACAGUGAUUGAUGCUAUCAAAGACAUCUGCCCUAAGCAGGAAGGACUGGAGAUCCUCGUCACUAAGAGCUGCCCAAAAGCGAUUGAUGAAGUGUUCAACAACAAGCUGCACAUCCUCGGUGGAGUUGGCAUUGGCAUCGGAGUCAUCAUGAUCUUUGGGAUGAUCUUCAGCAUGAUGCUUUGCUGUGCCAUCAAGAGGUCCAGAGACUUUGUGUAAACUGACACAAACACAACUUUUCAUCUUUAAUCACGUGUCUCCACUUUAAAAACCUGCUGCUUUAGAGUUUAAACCAGUUUAACGUCAGAAAUGUAAGUGAUCCCUUCGUGUGCUGCUCGAGUUCAUACAGGAUGGCCACAUGGACCUGUGAGCGUAUGGAGCCUUUGCAAUGAUGUUUAACAUUUCCACUCUGGAGGGUCUGCAGGGAGGUUAUCUUUAGUCUUGAAGUAAAAAGGGGGAGAUUGUUUUUGGUACCAAAAAUAACAUUUUAUUAUUUUUAUCGUGAAACAAUGCGAUUGUCUGCAGGAGAAAAUAAACACUUGAGACUCUGCUUCCCUCCGGUGGACGCUUCUGCAGUUUUCUUUAUUUUUAAAUCUUGCGUUAAUACUUCUGUUGGUUUAUAAAAGUGCACUAAAGGUUUUUGAGCUGUAGCUUACUUGUAGCCACUUGAAUGUUUUAUUUUGA
Molecule: messenger RNA, 1218 nt
Organism: Nematolebias whitei (Rio pearlfish)
Lineage: Eukaryota; Metazoa; Chordata; Actinopteri; Cyprinodontiformes; Rivulidae
Product: CD9 antigen
Exons: 9
Coding region: 1-753 (250 amino acids)
Cellular component (GO): membrane
Source: RefSeq, a predicted model, not a curated record